This is a messenger RNA of Acanthisitta chloris (rifleman), 309 nucleotides long. RefSeq names its product proline rich 15-like (gene PRR15L). Bases 1 to 309 code for a protein of 102 amino acids. The record is from RefSeq and is a predicted model, not a curated record. NCBI's taxonomy places the organism in Eukaryota, Metazoa, Chordata, Aves, Passeriformes, Acanthisittidae. The transcript has a single exon.
AUGGCUGAGAGCCACGGCUGGUGGAAGCUGACAUUCCUGAGGAAGCGCCAGGCAGCGCCCACGGUGCUGUACGAGAGUCCUGACGGUCACAGUGCCACUGCCACCGCCGGGGACAGCCAGGAGGGCACAGACUCGGAGGGACCACCAGGCUUCGCUGCACGCCUGGAAAAAAUCGUGGACAAGAACACCAAGGGGAAACACGUCAAGGUGUCCAACUCGGGGCGCUUCAAGGAAAAGAAGAGAGUGAGAGCGACGCUGGCUGAUAACCCCAAUCUCUGCGCUGCUGCCGCCGAGCGGGAGGAGAAGUGA